Messenger RNA from Soboliphyme baturini, 291 nucleotides. Lineage: Eukaryota; Metazoa; Nematoda; Enoplea; Dioctophymatida; Soboliphymatidae. The record is from the annotation of a GenBank genome assembly.
AUGGAUUCCACCGGUGCUCCGACGACGACCGCAAAGGGCAGUCCGGCGGCUUCGACGGCGACGAUCUCCGACAGGGCCACCAUUCCACGUUUUGUCGUGCCUCAGAGCUUACAGCCGCAUUCGAAAUACGACCAGCUGCUGGCGGUGAUCGAGGAAAUUGGAAAGGACAUCCGACCGACCUACGCCGGCAACAAGAAUUCGGCCGAACGACUGAAGCAUUCGAUAGUACACGCGCGCAUUCUGGUUCGCGAUUGUUUCCAUGAGGUGAAAAACUCGUCGUCUAGAAGCUAG